AUGCGCACGCUGGGGGAGCUCGCUCUGCUUGUCGGGCUUGAGCAUGCACUGCAUUGCGAGUCCUUCAAGGACCUUCCCUCGGGAUUGCGCCUGUGGGAGGAGGUGACGCCAAUGGUGCCCAUUACCGCCGCGUUGUUGCGCAAGUUUGACCUCCAUCUUCUACUGGAGGACAACCGGACGCUGGGCGGAGCGAGAGGGGUUCACCGCGACGCACUCGAGCUGCUGGGCCAGUACGAGAAAGAGCAGCGACGCAGUGCCGCUGAGGCCGACGCCCACGUGGGGCUGCGGUCGCUGUGCGUGCGCGCCGUGCACCCGAAGCCCAAGGGCAUGCACGGUCUCCUGGCGCCCUUUCGCCAGUUGCGCUCGUUGUCCCUGCACGUCUUCAUCAAGCCCGACGAUCUGCGCUGCCUGCGAGGCAUGGCCCAACUGAGGCGCCUUGACCUCUCCAAGUCCUCGCUCUGCGACAAGGGCAUGACGUACCUGGCGAUCGCAUCGCUCGAGGAGCUCUCGAUUGCCGAAUGCAAGAUGGCCACCGAUGUGGGAAUGCUGACGCUCACCCAGAAGAAAGAUGUGUUGACCAAGCUUCGGGUGCUCGACAUCGCCAGGACCAAGUUCACCCCUAAGGCGCUCAUCACAGUCUCGGAGCUGGCUUCCCUUGAGGCGGUCAAUGCCGCUUGCACGGACCUCGAUGACCGCGCCUUUUUGCGCUGGACUCGAACCCUGCGCCUGACCCACCUCAACAUUCACGCCACGCUGGUCACCGGAGAGAGCUUUCGUCACAUCACUCGGAUGAACCACCUUCGCUACUUGGACAUGUCAGGCAUCUUUUCGGGCACCCAGCACAGCCCCCAUGGCGUUUUCGCUGCUCCGCGUUUGGAAUACGCGGACGUAUCGCAUUCGCUGCCCGGUAGCUUUUGGGGCUGCGACCGGAAGACGUCAAACCGCUUGCGCGUGGUGGUCGGCUCCAAGCCCGUCAAUCGCCGGCGUGUGCACGUUCUGGAUGCGCGUGAAGCGCCCAGAGACAGUGGAGUGUGCUUGGCGCUCCAAACGGGCGUGUGCGAUGGCGACGAGGACUUGGCCGAUGCCGCGAUCAAGCUGCUGAAUUGCAACCUCACGCCGGGCAUCGACAUCUACGACGAUUCAAACUUUGAGGGGUUUGUUGCCUCGCUGGCAGCCGUUAGCUUGGGCGGGCGGCGGCGAUCGCGCCGGUCCCAAGCGAAAGGAGUGCUCAGGAAGCCCAAGUUUGCCAACAAAAAGGAGCGCUACGACCACUUCAAGCUCAAGGCCGAGGCAGGCCGUCAUCUCCUCGAGGAGUAUUUUCUGCGUCGCGUCCAGGCCAGACCGCCCGCUCUUACACCACUUCCUCCACGCGCGGCCGUCGGCCUGAGGUUCUUUGCGGCGGCCCACCUUAACUACUUCCGCGAGAGGCAAAGCAAGCUCGUGUGCGACAGAGGACCUGAAGAACUCCUGCGGUACAUUGGAACCGAUUUUCGAUGCGGCCUCUCGCUCACCGAAAUCGACAUGUUGGCCAAGAACGUGAUGGUCUACCUAAACGAGCUCUUCACUCGCCUCCGAACCGGCAAGGGACACGAAGCCUUGCAGGUGUCCGAAGACUAUGCCAAGUCGCCCGACAGCUCGGCCUCAGGCGACCACAAGAGCAACGACGCGAAGAACGACAGAAACAGUGGCAGGACCACCGCAAGCCCGCUCAACCUGGCGAGCCUCACACAGCGCCGCGAGGUGGGCAUGGUGGAACGCGCCGUGCGGCUCCUCGCUCGUCUCGUCGCCGUGGCCGAGGCAUCUCCCAACAGUCGUGUGAUCGAGGUCGUUGUCGAGAGCGGCGGGCUCCGUUUGGCCGUGGACAUUCUGUGGCACUUGGGCAUGGCCGGCGUCAAUGCUGCGCUCUCCCUCGUUUGUAUGCAGAUCAUCGCCGAUCUCGUCACGCAUGCGACCCCUCACCCCAUACGUGUCUGGGGUGACGCCGUCUCGCACUACUCGAGCCUCGACCAUGCCAAGGCGAAGGCGGAUCUAGCCUCCAGCCGGCUAUGGCAGAGCCGCUUGUGCAAGGCGGCGCUGCUCUUCGCUGAUGUCGACUCCGACAUCGGUGAGCUCGUGCUGCGCGCCUUCCCGCUCACGCUUGACUCACUGUCGGUGAGUGGUCUGGGCCAAUUGGUCAUCGGCAAUGUGGCCAACUACGUCAGAGAGCGGCGCCCGACCCGUGCGCGAGACUGGUUCAAGCCGUUCCAAAGGGCAGGCCCCUACACCUCCGAGAUCUUGGUGGCCCUCAGGGAGUCUGAGACCCUGUCGGGGACCGCCUCCACCGCGCCCGAUCGAACGCUACAUCCGCCGUCGGCGUUCUUCGCACACGGCACUGAGAACGCGCUGCGGUUGCUGCUGGCGGCGAUCCUGCGCUCCGCACGCGCGGCGGACACUGUUGGCCAGGAGGCCUGGGUCCGCGAGCGACGAGAGGAGAAAGGCCACGCGUUCUCGGUUGCCGGGGCCUGGGCCAAGGUCGUCGACAGCCACGAGAGGUUCGAGGCCGGCUUCUGGCGGGCCGCCUGCAAGAAGCCUGCGACCGCUCAUGUUCGCGACGACUACACUGCGGACAGCCGUGUCGACGCGGCGGUGCAAGUCCGGUGCGAUCAGUUCGUGGCGUCGUUCGUCGAGGCCGGCGGGGUGGCGCUGCUGGUCGACAUCGUGGAGAGGGCAUCCACGGAGUGCGCGGAGGAAGUCUCAACGACCCCCGGCUGCGGUGAGAGGGAGAGGCGCAUCGCUCUCGCGCUGGUCGAAGUGGGCGGGCAGUACGGGGACCGCAAUUUCGCUCCGCAUCUGGAAUGCGACCGUGGGCAGUGGCACGCGCAGUGGAGCCAAUGGGAGCGCCAGCGCAGGAUCGCGCACGUCGCCGCCGCCCUCCUUCGCGCGCUCGUCGCCACCGAUGACCAUCAGCCGCGCAACGAGGCGCGCAGCAAGGGCAAGGAGAAGGCGGAAGCUGCGGAGAGCUCCCUGCAUCAUCAUCACUCUGGCGCCGAUGACGGCAUGGAGCUCGAUCGUGAGCCUGAUGUGCCGCUGACCAGCCUCGAGCCGGGUCCAGGCAUGGACCGCCUGCUGGCCCGGGCGCUGUCGCUCCACGCCACUCGCGCCGACACCACCUCCACCGCUGCUGCCGCGUGGGAGGACGAAGUAGGCCUGCGUCCCUACCUCGACAUCAAGCGCGCCAAGAAGGCGACCGAGGCCAAGAACCGGCUACGACGGCUCAAGAAGAAGCAGCGCAAGCAGCCUCAUCCCGCGCCAUCGCGGGCGUAG
Molecule: messenger RNA, 3303 nt
Organism: Acanthamoeba castellanii str. Neff
Lineage: Eukaryota; Discosea; Longamoebia; Acanthamoebidae
Exons: 16
Coding region: 1-3303 (1100 amino acids)
Source: RefSeq, a predicted model, not a curated record